This is a messenger RNA of Sitophilus oryzae (rice weevil), 2111 nucleotides long. Its product is annotated as WD repeat-containing protein 74. NCBI's taxonomy places the organism in Eukaryota, Metazoa, Arthropoda, Insecta, Coleoptera, Curculionidae. Gene Ontology annotation, cellular component: nucleolus; preribosome, large subunit precursor. The transcript has 7 exons. The record is from RefSeq and is a predicted model, not a curated record. Gene Ontology annotation, biological process: ribosomal large subunit biogenesis. Gene Ontology annotation, molecular function: protein binding. Bases 936 to 2090 code for a protein of 384 amino acids.
UUAAGGUGUUAUGAUUAUAAAACGGAAUUGGAAGUAAUAAAUAAUACCAUUUAUUUUUAUAUUUACAUUAGACCUAUUAUAAUUAUUUUGUGUCAUCAAUAUGACACAUUUAUUACAUCCAAGUUGUUAAGUUCUAGUUAUUUACAGGCAACAAUAGUUUUGAUUAUAUGUAUUGAAGUACUACCAUGACGAGUCUUAUAGCCAGAGCUUAUAGCACAAUACAUAUCAAUGAGAUAGAGGCUGGUACAUUCAUCCUGAUCUGCACUGAAAAAGUAGUGUUAUAACAUGGUUACAAGUUACAACCAAGAAAACUGUGUAAAUAAUUCACAUGGGAAAUUGUAUUGGAAUUAAUUUUAAGGCAAUUUGAACAUAGUCAAGGUUUUUUAUGAGAAUAUUACUUGAUAUUGCAGGAGAUUUACAAACUCAGUCUUGGAGUCACUGAUUUCUGCAGCUGGCUUGGUUCCUUUCUGUGAUUCCUUUGAUUGUGUUAUUAGAGAAUAAAGAAGAUUGCUUCACUAGAGAAAAUUCACACAAUACCAGAGACCAAUGGUCCAAUAUGAACGAUUCAAUACAUAGGAAUUAUAGAGGGUAGAGGCGUAGGUAGAGUCAUGCGACAAACUAUUGUGCUCACGAAGAUUAGUCCUAGGAUAAAAUUGUAAGCGAAAUUUCAAUAAUCCGCGCAUUCGCCAUAAUCUCCGGAAGUAUUUUUAAUUUAAGCGGACGACAUGAAGCAUUGACAUGCAUAUUGACAUGAAGUUAGAAGGAAGAAGAAACCGUUUUCCUUUUGUGCCUAACCUCACUAUUUCACGUGCAACGUUUCUGAUGGCGUUGGCGCUCGUUUAACAUUUAACGAAUUUUUCACCAAACCCCAACAGAAAACGUCAUGUGUAACGAAUAAGUACAAUUUCUAGAAAAUAUACUUAUCAAAAACUCAAAUGGAUAUCACGAAGAACAGAUUUUACGUUGCGACAACGCGAGGAACAUUACUUUCCACCGGAGAUAAGCCCAAAGAAAUAAAAGCAUGGAACAACGACUUUGCCAGUGAAGUAACAGCGUUCAGCAAUGGAAGAAAUGCAGAAGAAUUGCUUCUGGGUUACCAAAAUGGCCAGGCAAGCAUUUUCAGUAUCAAUAAGUGUACUUUUUCGUCUGUUGGUGGACUGGAAGGCGAUGGAAUCGUUACAGGCAUCGGUCACAUGGGAAAGAGUAUCAUUGUUUCCAAGAAGGAUGGGAUUGUAAACACAUGGAAGAAAAAGAAAAACGAUUAUUUUUCAAUUAAUUUAGAUGAAAAAGGCACUCUGGAUAUCAUGGUCUGUCAUCCGAACAGGGAAAAUGUCAUAGGAACUGGUGGGGAAUAUAAUGAUUUUAAGUUGUGGGACGUUAAUACACAGCAGAGCAUUUUUAAGGCUAAAUCGUUAGGUCAUGAUCAACUUCAACUACCCAUACCAACAUCAGUUAGAGGCAUAUGUUACUUUCCUGAAGAGCCUUAUCUAUCAGCAUGCUGUACAAAGGAAGGCCACGUCUUUUUGUAUGAUGAAAAAGCCCAAAGAAAACCUGUGGUGAAGUUUGAAGAAAAAUUAGCCAGCUAUACCUGUAUUUCUUACAGUUACAGGGAUAGGCAGAUUUUUGUUGGUACAACAAAAGGAUACAUGCAGUGGCUGGAUUUGAGGACAAACAAAUUGUUAAAAACCUAUACAAAUUAUACAGGGAGUGUGACAAGUAUUGUUUGUGAUCCAGUUGAACCUUAUGUUGCUACUACUAGCUUGGACAGGUACUUGAGGGUACAUCAUAUGGAAACAAAGGAAUUAGUAUUUAAGCUCUAUAUGAAGCAAAGUUUGGCAAAACUAAUUGUUAAAGCUGUUAUUAAAGAUGAAGAGGAUACUGAACGGAAGAAAGAAGAUGUGGUUGACGAAGAGUAUGAAGAUUUGUUUAAAAAUAUGGAAGAAGUACAGAGCGAUAAAAAAAUAAAGAAAGGAAAGGAAAAAACGUUCAAUAUUCAGGAAGGUAAUGUAGAAACCCCUCCAAAAAAGAAAAGGAAGUCUUCUGAAAGGGUAGAAAAAAAGAAGAAAAAAAUAAAAGCGAAAAAUAAAUAAAAAAUUAUAUUUUUUAAUGAC